AUGACACUCCUCUCGGAUAUUAUCUCCGCAUCGGCGCAUUUACACAACUCUAACCACCUACCCAGUGACGAGUAUGACCGUCGGAUUCGCGAGCUAGUUGAAUACUUCAGGCGAUUACAAUCUACCAAGGCACUCGACUCAUUUGCCAGUGAUGGGACUUUUCUCAGUAAUUUUGACCCAGUGAUAGAUUCGAUCCCAUAUCUUUUCGUGCUACGUGUGCAGAUACAAAAGGCGCAGGAAAUCAAUACCAAUGUGCUCCCAGCGGACCUCCGCCCCUCAGGAAAGCUAUGGACAUGCGCUGCACAUUUUUUGACGAAUUUCGAUGGGGUCCAGGUCAGGUACGCAGGACGAGAAUGGCGCCUCCUUGUUGAGCUCGUGGGACAAGCCUCGCAAGCUGCAUCAAUGGCAAGUCGGCUAUUUUUCCAAAGUUACUCGGGUUCCAUUGCUAACCUAACCCUGCUACAGCCACUACUAGGUGCUAAGCUGGUCAGGGACGCUAUGCUUCGUCUCGACCCAUCAUGUGCUGUUUUCACUUCAAGUCACCUUUUGCUUGUCCGGCUGUGUCUCCAGGCCAAAGCAUAUUCUUGUGCAUUGCCUGUCUUGGAUAAGCAGAUUUUUCAUUUCCCAAUUUCGCAGGGACGUGCCUUUUCGGGACCCUCUGCGCUUUGCGCAGAUCAUGCGUCAAGUGUAUCCUUUAUGACUGAAGCUUCCGGGGUCUCAUCCAAGCUCUCAUACCGAGACUACUUACAGUACUUUCUUUACGGUGGUAUGGUGUACAUGGCAUUGAAGGAGUGGCGGAAUGCACUCCAUUUCCUUGGGAUUGUCAUCUCUGCGCCUAGUACUAACCCUGUGAGCUUGAUUAUGGUCGAGGCCUACAAAAAAUGGGUGCUGGUAGGCUUACUCGAAAAGGGAAAGCUCUGUUCGCCUCCAAGCAUCACAACACCUCAUGUGGUGAAAGUGUACCAGUCACUCGCGAGACCCUAUAUAAUACUUGCUCAUGCAUUCGAACAUGGUGAUCUAAAAAGACUUGAUGCUGAAAUCGAUGCUGGCAAAGGAGUGUGGUGCGCGGACAAUAAUUUCGGUCUCGUGUCCCAAGUAGUGGGUGCUUUCUUCAGUCAAACUGUUAUCAAGCUUGGGAAGACUUUUGCAGCUUUAACGGUGGCCGACCUUUCAAAGCAGGUCUUUCCUUCCCCUGUGUGUGCAGAUGUCACUAGAUCCGCUGUUUCAUCUCUCAUCAUAUCUCGUGCCUUAAACGCGACAUUGGUGCAGACCAAAGAUCAUGCUGAGUCUUCUAUGCUACGGUUCUCAUCCAUUCAUUCGUUACCUCGACUCUCUUAUGAGUCGGAUUUACAGUCUCAACUCAAGCAGGAAAUGAGGAUAAUGGAGGCCCUGGUGAUUAAUCUUGGGGAAACCAAUAAUAACCUGGGAUUAAGCGAUGAGGGGGAGGCCGGACUUGAGAUGGAUGAAGAUCUGAUGGGUGAUAUGUCUUAG
Penicillium vulpinum is the source of this 1491-nucleotide messenger RNA. RefSeq names its product putative COP9 subunit 3. NCBI's taxonomy places the organism in Eukaryota, Fungi, Ascomycota, Eurotiomycetes, Eurotiales, Aspergillaceae. The transcript has 5 exons. The coding region runs from base 1 to 1491 and encodes 496 amino acids. Gene Ontology annotation, biological process: ubiquitin-dependent protein catabolic process. The record is from RefSeq and is a predicted model, not a curated record. Gene Ontology annotation, cellular component: COP9 signalosome.